This is a messenger RNA of Mesorhabditis spiculigera, 3681 nucleotides long. The record is from the annotation of a GenBank genome assembly. NCBI's taxonomy places the organism in Eukaryota, Metazoa, Nematoda, Chromadorea, Rhabditida, Rhabditidae.
AUGGUGUUCUUCAUCACCGAUGAACGAAUGGACGAGCAUUUUUGCCCUUGGGACCAGGCACACAUCGAGGUGCCGCAGCGGCUGCAAGUUAUACGCCGUGCGCUUCAGGAUAGUGGUGCCCUAGAAGGCGUCGAAAAACUGAAGCCACGCUCGGCGACACGAGCCGAAAUCGGUUCCGUGCAUACCGCGGAAUAUUUUGAGACGAUUAAAGCUACACAGGGAUUGGACGAGGCCAGUUUGGAAGCCGAAUCCGCCAAAUUCGAGGAUAUCUAUGUGAAUGAGAAGACUUAUGAGCUGGCGCUUCUGUCGGCCGGUUCGGCGCUCGAGCUGACGAAAAAGGUGGUUGAGACGGGUGAACCAGGCUUUGCGGCCAUCCGCCCGCCGGGCCACCACGCGUUCCCGGACGCCGGCUGCGGGUUUUGCAUCUUUAACAACAUUGUGAUUUGCGCGAAGCAGGCCAAGAAAUGGGGUGCAAAACGAGUUUUCAUCCUCGACUGGGACGUGCACGCGGGCCAAGGGACGCAAGAGUGUAUCGAGGGCGAUCGAGACAUUUUCUUGCUCUCCAUCCACCGAUUUGAGCACGGCACAUUUUGGCCGAACCUCGAGCAGAGCGGCGUCGAACAUAAAUUUUCGAACACCGUCAACGUGCCCCUCAACGUUACCGGGCUUGGGGAUUCUGAAUUUUUGACGAUAAUGAGCGCCAUUGCCCUUCCGUUGAUUCAGGAGUUUCGGCCGGAUUUAAUUCUGGUUUCGUGUGGGUUUGAUGCAGCUUUUGGCGAUCCGGAAGGAGAAAUGAGGGUCUCUCCACUUGGCUACGGCUGCAUGACGAGAAUUUUAUUAUCAACCGGUGUUCCAACGGCGUUAAUUUUGGAGGGCGGUUAUUUUUUGGACUCUAUCGCUGCUGAUGCCGUUGAGGUUAUGCACGCAUUAAAGGGGGCAAAUCCAACGCUACCGAUAAAGGAGAUGAACGCUGGGUUCCUAAAGACGCUCUGGCGAGUCCUGGAAGUCUAUUCUGAUCGUUUCCCCGGGAUCAAGAAUGAGUUUGAAAUUUUAGAAAAGGUCUGCGGGAUCAAGGAAGUGUCAGAGGAAAAGCCGGAAUUCCGGGGGAAACGGGUCUGCACUUUCCCGUUUCAAACGAGAGGGAUGUACAAAGUCAGAACGGAUGCGGAGCUGCAGGGCUGGGUAGAUCGGUUGAAGACGUUGAUGGCCGAAACGCAGGCCGAAACCGAGAAAAAACGCCCGACAUUGUCUUUACAAUCUGGGGACUAUGAUGUGGACAUUGACAAAGAAGUGGUGCAGCUUCAAGUUCCGCAGGGUUUGAUGGCUAUCUUCAAUAACUUGGUCCACGUCCCUCUCCUCGGCUUUUCAAUGCCAAUCUCCAAUCUAUCCACCCUGCCAAGUGAUGCCGAAAAGGAAAAAGCCAUCGAGAUCCUGUCGGACAUUUCCGAUUCGACGCUCGGCAAGCAUUUGGCUUUCCCUCAACUCUCCACAAAAUUCCCCACCCACCGCAAAUGGCACAGCUCCAAAGCCAGCGCGUCCGGAGAGCCGCUCGAGUGUUACGCGAGUUCCCACUGCCGAGCCGCCAAGGCUUGGGCGGAAGAAAGUGCUCUCGCGAUCAGAGAACUCCAAGGAAAGCUGGCCGACCUGAACAUGGUCGUCGAGCGGAUGCACACCAAUUCUGAGCUGGGAGAUAUCGAGCUCGAGGCCAGGGAGGUCAGGGGCAAGGCGGAUCAGGUCUCAACCGCUGUAGAACAACUCUUUGCGGAUCGUCGUGGUCAUGAGGGUCGCAUCGAGCAGAUACUCGCCGAGCUGGAUGAGCAGCGACGGUUGAAUCAGGCCGUGAUCGCGUCGAUGGAUCCCACCGUACGAGAUCGUUACGAUGAACUGCAACGGCAGGCGGCGGCGUUGAGGGAUGAGAUGGAAUUGAAGGAAUCCGAGAUGAAAGACAUUGAAAACAAGCGUCUCUCCCUCGAGCAGGAACUUCAAAAUUCACCACUGAAGCAGAGAGCGAUCGAACUCCGUGAGCGUCUACUUGAACUCCGCGAAAAGGAGCGCGUCCUGAAAAGCGAGACUGAGGACCAGGAGUCCCCCGAAGACAAGAAAGCCAAGCUGUUGGCUCAAGUCAGGAAGAACAACGAGGAAGCCGGCUUGAUGCAGAAGCAGCUUGACCAAGUCCUCGAGCAGGUCGAAACGGCCCAGGAGGAGCUUCGCGAGUUUGACAAUGAAAUCGAUGUAUUAACUGGAGAACAAAAUGCACGGUACUUGGCGCUGAAACGUCAGGAGCAACAGAUGGGCGAGUUUUUGGGGACGUUCGAAGAGCAGAAGAGGCUCUCGAUGAUGGAGCUGGAAGAACUCUCCGAAGCCGUCGUCCAGAAUCUGAAGCGAAUCGCCACCAACAUUGCCAAAGUGAACAUGGGCGGGCAGGUGACCGGCAUGGACCCGGCGGGUGAACGGGGCGAAUUUGCGGCCACAUCAGCGAAGGAGUUGAAGGAAGUGCACAUCCGACUACAGGAGGAGAUGAUUACUCUAAAUGAAAUGGAGGAGGAUUUGAGGUCUGAAAUGGAAGCCAUGAACGGUCGAAUCGGCGAUUCGAACCGCCAAAUGGAGCAGUUUGCGGAUAGAAGGCAAUUGGAGCAGGACGUUCGGGAAUCGGCCGAGCAACUCGAAACCCGACAGCAAUACCUGGAGGCGCAACUUCCCGAAGUUGAGGGCCAUCAGGUGGAGAUGAGCGACAGGAAAGAGGCGUUGGAACGGCGCCUGGAUACGAUGCAGGAUUAUCAGAAGAUGCGAGAUGACACCGACGAAAAGGCAGACCAUGUGGAGGUUGAGGCGCUGAAGAAGUUGGCGUUUUUCGGCAUCGCCAUCAGCACCAUCGCUACCGUAACGGCUAUCGUGGCGGUGCCCCUUCUUUAUAACUAUAUGCAACAUGUCCAGUCGUCGCUGCAGGAUGAGAUUGAGUACUGUACGCAUAGAACGCAAGGGUUGUGGCACGAAUAUUCAAAGUUCGAGCUAGCCAAAGGGGUCCCAGGCCGGCUGAAGCGUGAGGUGCAUCCGCGGCAGAGAGCUCUAAAUCACAAACGACGGGCCACGGCAAGGGGUACGGGAACAUACGGUGGAUAUGGGGAUGCUGCUGUGGAAGCUCCACAAAUUUCUGAUGGGGCCCCCGGAAGAGAUGGACAACCCGGUCAUGAUGCCGCUCCGGAUGCGAUACCUUCGGCUGAUGAUUUCUGUUUCGAUUGUCCGGCCGGACCGCCGGGACCUCCAGGAAACAUGGGGCAACCCGGACCACCCGGAAUUCCGGGACAACCCGGAACAACACCACCACCAGCCUCUCCAGGGCCCCCAGGACCACCCGGGCCAGUCGGAGCUCCGGGGCUUGAUGGGGAGCCCGGCACUCCUGGCCAGCCCGGAGCCCCUGGGCAGCUCAUCGAAGUGCCCGGCACUCCUGGGCCCCCGGGUCCGGUUCUCCGGGUCAGCCCGGCCCACCAGGCACCAGCCGACCAGGUCCGCCAGGCCCGGCCGGAGAUCCUGGAGCCGACGGAUUGCCCGGAAAUCCGGGGCAGCCUGGUUCCCCGGGAGAAGCCGGCCUGCCUGGCCCCACCGGAACAUGCGACCACUGCCCGCCACCCAGAACUGCUCCAGGAUAUUAGACCUCAACUCGACACCCCCAUUGUCUUUCAU